AUGAGGACUCUUCGCAGGUUGAAGUUCAUGAGUUCGCCCAGCCUCAGUGAUCUGGGCAAGAGAGAGCAGGCAGCCUUGGAUGAGCGGGGGACCCAGCAGCGACGGGCCUGCUCCAACGCUACCUGGAACAGUAUCCAUAAUGGAGUAAUAGCAGUGUUCCAGCGAAAGGGUCUCCCAGACCAUGAACUUUACAACCUCAAUGAAGGAGUGAGGCAAUUAUUGAAAACAGAACUGGGAUCCUUUUUUACUGAAUAUCUACAGAAUCAGCUACUUACAAAAGGCAUGGUGAUCCUAAGAGACAAGAUCCGGUUUUAUGAAGGGCAGAAACUACUGGAUACCUUAGCUGAAACCUGGGAUUUUUUCUUCAGUGAUGUUCUGCCCAUGCUUCAGGCUAUUUUCUAUCCUGUGCAGGGGAAGGAGCCUUCCGUUCGACAACUGGCUCUUCUGCACUUUAGGAAUAUUAUUACCCUCAAUAUUAAAUUGGAUGAUGCAUUAUCACGUUCCAGAGCCAGAGUUCCACCUUCUAUUAUUCAGAUGCUGUUAAUACUCCAGGGGGUUCAUGAGUCAAAAGGUGUCACUGAAGAUUAUUUGAAACUGGAAUCCCUGAUCCAGAAGGUCGUUUCUCCUUAUUUGGGCACAUAUGGUCUGUAUUCCAGUGAUGGACCCUUCACACACUCUUCUUGUAUUUUGGAGAAGCGGUACUUCAGGCGCUCAAAGUCAGGUGACAUCCUUGCUAAAAACCCUGUGGUGAGAUCAAAAAGCUACAAUAAUCCGUUACUGACACCGGUAGCUGAGUACGAAACUGAGGGCAUAGCUGCCAAUGGAUCAGGUAUUCGAAGGCACUCCGUUUCUGAAAUGACUUCCUGCUUGGAGCUCCAGGGAUACUCCAAUCUCACCACCAUCAUGGACAAUGGUUCCAAAAGCUCCAUGACAGCCACGAAGAACUCACUCUCAGGAGACCAGGAAAGGCCCAGCAACGGGUCAGUGCAAUGUUCUAGCAAACUCAACACAGUUGAGCAACAGAAAGAACUGUUCCACUCUAUGGAUGACCCACAUAGGUCUUUUGAGCUGGACAGGGACCCUGCCUUGAUUCCAGUUCCUUCUUCCAGCCCUGAGAAUAUAGUGGAUCAAAUUUUGGAGUCAAUCGACUCUGAUUCUGAAGGCAUUUUCAUUGAUUUUGGCCGAGGUUGUUCGAAUUCGUCAGCCUACAAUGUGGACGUGAACAGACAGAGCAUAAUGUGAAGGACACUGGGAGAUGGAUCUUGGGUUUUAAUAUUAUAUAUGAAAGUUACUAAUGCUUUGAGUCAGACUGUGGGCAGGCUAUAUAUGCCUAGUGCCAGCACCUCGGUUUUAAGUCAUCACAUGCACUGAAAAAAACAACAGGUGACAAAAAGUGGGAAUCUGCUGCAGGGGAGAAGAAACCCCAGCCACUUCUGUGCCCACCACUCUGCAGUCUGAUUUCUUACUGUCCUUAUAUACUUGGGGAUUCACAAACUGAAAAGUGUCUGGUAAAUUGCUAUUAAUGCAAAUGGCAGUGUUUUUCAGUAAUACAACCUACCAAAUAGCUAUGUUCACUUUUACUUAUUUCAAGAAAUUCCUGUAAAAGUUCAGGUUGUUCUGUGAACUGUAACAUCUCAGCCAGAGCACAGAAACAUAUCCUUUUAAAAAAGCAAAAAGCAAAGUUUGUGGCCCUUCAUGUCACAGAAUACAGUGAUAAAGAAGUCUUUUAAUCUUUUCUUGUACAUCUUGUAUGCACUCCUCUGCCCAACAAUGACUAGAAUUCUUGAAGAAGGGCAAAUAAACGGAAAUGCACUACCUGAUGUCAUGCGAAGCCUGAUGUCUAGUGUUCUGUUUCACAGCCCAUGCCGUGUGUCUGUGGGAGAGUCGUCUUCAAAUUGGCUCUUAAGACCAUGGUAAUUUGCUUUGAAUGUGGCCUUUCCAAGAAUUCUGUGCACUGUCAACUCCUGGAGUGUCCAUUGUGUGGAGAGCCUCCAGCAGAAUUCAAGUUACUUGUUUCUUAAGUAAAUAAAAACAUGGGCUCUUGUUGAAA
This is a messenger RNA of Rhea pennata, 2050 nucleotides long. It is a transcript of the gene PRR5, whose product is annotated as proline rich 5. The coding region runs from base 1 to 1242 and encodes 413 amino acids. Gene Ontology annotation, cellular component: TORC2 complex. NCBI's taxonomy places the organism in Eukaryota, Metazoa, Chordata, Aves, Rheiformes, Rheidae. The record is from RefSeq and is a predicted model, not a curated record. Gene Ontology annotation, biological process: TORC2 signaling. The transcript is spliced from 8 exons.